AAUCCUGCACAAACUGGACCAGCAGCCAACAUGAGAUUUCUGGUGCCGCUUUAUGUCGUCCUUGCUGUGGCAGCGUUUCACUCUGCCCUCUCAGCAUCUCUGGAGUCAGCAGAGAAAGAGGAAGAAGUUACUCAGUAUGACGGGCUGACUCAGCUGCAGAAAAUAGACCAGAUGGAGUUUGAAGCUGCUCAAAAAGCUGAAGCAGGGCGGAUGAACAUUACAGAGGAGCAGAGUGAAGAUAGCCGCUUCCUUGAGGCUGAUAAAGAUGGAUCUGUAGAGGAACAUGUUGAAGAUGAAGCUGAAGAUGAAAGCAAAGAGGGCGCAGCAGAGUCCAAUGGUGCCGCAGAGGAAGGUGACGCAGAGUCAGAGUCAGAGUCAGAGUCCUCUGAGGACACAAAUAAAAGGCAAAGGAGAGAAUACCCAGAGACAUCGACACUGAACUGUGUGCUGAAGGAAACACCCAAGACCGAGAUGUAUGACUGAGAAAUCCCUGCUACACGUGGGCCCCAGUGCUUACUCAUCGCCACCCCGGAGCGCCACCCAGCUUUCCAUCAACAAAAGGGAAGACCAUCCCACCUAUCCUUUUGUUUUCCUUCACCGUCACAGGCCAAAACAGGGAACAAGAAUUUUUGAAAUGACGAGUUUCGGACAGAGUAUUUUUACCAUUUUUAUUGAUUUUUCCAUCCACAAUUGUGGAGCAAAAAAAUGAUGUGCAUUUUAAAAUAAAAAAUAAUCUUUGGUACCUAAAAAAAAAAAGAAAUAAAAAUAAGGCAACUACAGCAUCUAUAGG
Molecule: messenger RNA, 790 nt
Organism: Poeciliopsis prolifica (blackstripe livebearer)
Lineage: Eukaryota; Metazoa; Chordata; Actinopteri; Cyprinodontiformes; Poeciliidae
Product: ribosome biogenesis protein BOP1 homolog
Exons: 13
Coding region: 31-483 (150 amino acids)
Source: RefSeq, a predicted model, not a curated record